Molecule: messenger RNA, 1210 nt
Organism: Pisolithus orientalis
Lineage: Eukaryota; Fungi; Basidiomycota; Agaricomycetes; Boletales; Pisolithaceae
Exons: 1
Coding region: 116-1030 (304 amino acids)
Source: RefSeq, a predicted model, not a curated record
UUGGUGCGGUUAUGCAGUUCAACUCAGCGGCAGAUACGGUAUUAGCGAAGGGCGUGACUUGCAGCCGGACGGCGACGAGAAGCAACGCGUUGACAGCACCGAUCCUGAUCGUGAGAUGUUGAGCAAUGAUGGUUAUGGCACUCCUUGCAGCUCACCGGUGAAGACGCGCAAAUUGGAUCGUAUGCCAGAGAUUACGGGCAUUGAUGACGAUGAAGACGACGACAACGACGAUUACUACUCUCUAGAUGACGACAGUGUGUCUGACGUCUCUGAGGCUUCCGACGUGGAUGCAACACAGACUUUUGUGGACCAGGAGAAGCAAGAGAUGGAACGCCGGCGUGUACUGGAAGCUGCCGGAGUUAUCGUCAGUAACCUCAAAGACCACAAUCGUUCGAUGAGCCAUCCGCGGCAUGCCAAUAGGCAUGGAGUAGGUGUCGAUGGCGCGACGGGACUAGGGGGUUCAGAGGGUGAGAGGGGCUUCUCGAUAGGGGCUGCCUUCCAACGGAAACGACAUGAAUCUCUACCUCCUGCACAUGAACCUCUGUCUUGUGCGAGGCAUAAGGAGCUUCCUCCGGUCCCCAUGAUGGAAUUCUCAGAGGAUCCGGAUGCAACCAGUCGCACAGGUAUUAACGCCAGGCUCUCACCUAUGUGUGAAAUACUCAGUACGUCCGUUCAACCCACACACCUCAAGACGACCUCGGACUCGAGUAGUACAUCGCGCGUCGACGAUGCAUUCGAGCGUUACGAAACGUAUAAGAAGCUGCAUGGCGGACAAUCAUUAGCCACUAACCGGUUGUCAGCUUCCUCGUUCGACACAGCCUCUUCGCUUCGCAUUUUCAUCACCUCCUCGUUCACCUGCAGUGUCUCUGUCGCCUUCGCUGCGAGAUCGAGAACAAGAACGAGGUGGAGAGAGUCGUACGUCUUAUUUGCUGAGUUUUCUUGGACGUCACACGCGUUCUACUACGCCGGACAUCGAUCGCGAGCGCAAGAUUCCAAUUAUAUCUGGCCCCAUUCACACCUCGGCAUCUAAUUCAGUAGAACCACAUAACUCCACGACACGCGAUAACAGCCCAGCAUUUGGGACGUCAUGGGCAAGCCUCGUCGACCGGACUGCGCUCGAAGAAAUACCAGCUGUGGAAAGGAAACGACAGGAAGCAAUAUUCGAACUUAUCUCGACGGAAGCGGACUAUGUGAGAGAUCUCCAACUCAU